This is a messenger RNA of Triticum turgidum subsp. durum (durum wheat), 1587 nucleotides long. The record is from the annotation of a GenBank genome assembly. Lineage: Eukaryota; Viridiplantae; Streptophyta; Magnoliopsida; Poales; Poaceae.
AUGGCGUCGGUGAGAUCCUGCGUGUCCGUCAAGCCGGCCGCUGGCCCUGCCAGGUACAGAUCCGCCAGGGUCGGGGCGGCCAGCUUGGAGCCGACAAGCCUGCGAAUAUCCGCUUCUUCUUCUUCUUCAUUGGGCUCAGGCGCGGAUGGCUGCGGCAGAGGUGUCGGCUGCGCCGCCAGUAUCAGCGGCAGGGGCGUUGCCGUUGCUCGUUUGGUUGGCGAUGGCUGGAGGGCGAGGCGGAGGGGCGCGCGGGAGGUCGUCGCCGAGUGCAGCGCCAGCCUGGAGGGGGUCCGCCACGGCGCGGCGGCCGCCGCCGUGCCCAGCGUGUCGGCGCUGCCCGAGCGGGCCAAGGUGGUGGCGCUCGUGGCGGCCGUCAUGCUGCUGUGCAACGCCGACCGGGUCGUCAUGUCCGUCGCCGUCGUGCCGCUCGCCGCGCAGCACGGCUGGUCCAGCUCCUUCGUCGGCAUCGUCCAGUCAUCAUUUCUAUGGGGCUAUGUUUUCUCAUCCAUGGUUGGAGGAGCUUUGGCGGACCGAUACGGGGGGAAGAAGGUGAUGGCAGGUGCUGCUGCACUCUGGUCCUUGGCCACUUUCCUCACUCCAUGGGCCGCCUCUCAAUCCGCUACUAUGUUGCUUGCCGUACGUGUGCUUUUUGGCAUUGCAGAAGGUGUUGCAUUUCCGACAAUGAGCACUUUCUUACCAAAGUGGUUCCCAACACAUGAACGUGCCACUGCUGUUGGCCUUUCCAUGGGAGGAUUCCAUCUUGGAAACGUCGUAAGCUUCCUAGCAACACCGAUCAUCAUGUCACAUAUAGGCCUCGCCGGAACAUUUGCCUUCUUCGCAUCACUUGGUUACUUGUGGCUCUCUGUAUGGCUGUUGAAUGUAGAAAGUGACCCUAUUGACAGCCGUACUAUAAGCAAAUCUGAGCUGCAACUAAUUCUAGCUGGACGAAGUAAAUCAAAAGUCAAAGGCAGCAAAUCACCAUCCUUAAGAGAAGUGUUCUCAAAGAUGGAAAUGUGGGCCAUAAUUGUAGCUAAUGUGAUAAACAACUGGGGCUACUUUGUCCUACUAUCAUGGAUGCCGGUGUACUUCAAAACGGUAUAUAAUGUCAAUUUGAAACAAGCUGCAUGGUUCAGCGCCAUACCUUGGGGCGUCAUGGCUCUAUCAGGAUAUGUUGCGGGAGCUUCUGCAGAUUUCAUGAUCAAAUCCGGCUUAUCUAUUGUGCGAGUCCGGAAAAUUAUGCAGUCAAUUGGUUUUAUCGGGCCAGGUGUGUCAUUGCUAUGUUUAAGAUUUGCCCAAACACCAUCGGUUGCAGCAGUUAUCAUGACCGCUGCCUUGGGUUUGAGUUCCUGCAGUCAAGCUGGGUACUUCUGUAAUGUACAGGACAUUGCCCCAAAAUACGCUGGAUCCCUACACGGAAUGACGAAGGACAUUGGGACAGUGGCCGCCAUAGUUAGCACAGUAGGAGCAGGAUACUUCGUCCAGUGGCUGGGAUCCUUCCAGGCCUUCCUCACCCUAACGGCGGUGCUCUAUUUCAGCGCCACCGUCUUCUACAACAUCUAUGCGACAGGAGACCUGGUUUUUGACUGA